AUGAUAUCUGGAAAUGUUCAUUCAUGGUGGGAGUUAGUUUUCAAAGUUGUGACCGGUGGACCAUUUGUAGCUUAUGAUUUAUUCGUAAAUAAUGGCACUCGCAAUAUUAACAACUUGGCAGCCCAGCAACUGACAAACCAGGUUUUGGAUCAUUACAAAUCUGAUGUCCUGGACGAUAUACAUUCAAAUGGCGCCACUAAGAUAAGAGUAUCCUACUACUCUAGGGGCGUUGAAGCUCAAUACUUUGUUUUCGACGCAGUAGGAGCCACCAAAACUGGAUGGUUCAGCCGAGAUAGAUUAAUAGAGACAAGUUAUAAUAUGACGGCAUUGGCUGAUGUAAAAAAUAAACCGGGAGAAUUUUUCAGCAUCAGAGGCGAUUUCUCAAGAGGUUUAAUUCAACGAUAUUUCUACAUCAAUGAAGGCUACUAUGAAUGUAAAGAUCAAGGUUGGGUCGUUGUCCUCGAUGGAGAAAAAGGACCAUGUCAAAUGGAUAGAGUAGAUAAAACUACCGUUCAUUACGUCAGUACGCAAUCAUAUGCUUUGAUGCCAGGGGAGACUGCUGAUUUCAUGGCAAUAUUUGUUGAAAGAUCUAGAGAUACAUGUAACUGCAGUGGGGAAAAUUCUACGACUUCUACACCUUAUAAUGAAUAUCUGUUGGUCAACGAAACAAAAGAAAUUCGGAAGAGAAUUGACAUAAUAAAAAAGAAAUUAACUGUACCGAUGAACUCUACCUCAAAAUAUCAGCGUAGCAAAACAAGCGCAAAAGAUGAGCGAAUGUCAUCACAAGCCAUGGGAAUGGUACUUGGGGUCGGUCUUAUAUCGGCGUUUUUUGCUCUGAUCCUUCUUCCCGAAAUCUAUACGUUGAUUUGUUAUGCUUUAAAACGAGUUUGUGAGAAAAGAGCUUAGAAUAUUUUGAAGAAAUACAUGAAUAUUUAGCUGCUGUUACAUUUUAGAAAAUGCCAUCACAUGACGUUUGAAUUGUCAGAUGGUCUCUCAAUUGUACCCAUAUGGCUUUUGAAAUGUGUGUAGUAUGUAUACCAUCGUAGAUGCGUCAGUUGAGGCAUGUUUAAAAUAAAAACGCGACAUUAUAUUAACAAUUGAGCCUACGAUAUGAUAAGAUAAUUUGAACCUUUUUCGACCAUGAUGCAGAAUGUAUUCAGUAGAUGCAGGUUACAUAAAAUAUAUAUAGUCACAAACACAAUUCUUCAUGUGAACACACGGUCGUACAUUUUAAUUUAAAAGCAUUGUCGUUUUUAACCGCACCUGUUACACUAUACUCUGUCCCAAGAUAUCCUGGAUUCACAUUUUGCUUAAUUGCUUGAUAUUUAUAAAUACCUCAGGGUUCAAAUGAUGUUCAUUCAAAAGUAUGAAAAAUUUCCAAGAUUUCUCAGUCGAAACGCCCCUGUGAGCUUAUCAGGUUUCAAUACAAUGCUAAAAAUGUGAUGCCUACGGAGAUUUUGUAUUGCAGCAAGCCCGGAUGAUAACGUUGAAAAAUUGCGCGAUG
Messenger RNA from Magallana angulata, 1504 nucleotides. RefSeq lists its product as uncharacterized. The coding region runs from base 1 to 906 and encodes 301 amino acids. The transcript has 6 exons. NCBI's taxonomy places the organism in Eukaryota, Metazoa, Mollusca, Bivalvia, Ostreida, Ostreidae. The record is from RefSeq and is a predicted model, not a curated record.